AUGACGGCAGAUGCCGAAAAGGUCGCAGCAAGAACAUAUGAUUACAUUGUGGUUGGAGGAGGCACAGCAGGGUGUCCUCUAGCAGCAACUCUGUCACAGAAUUAUUCUGUUUUGCUAUUGGAAAGGGGAGAUUCCCCCUAUGGAAAUCCCGACGUUAAAGACAAUAAAGGCUUUUUCAAAAUUUUGGGUAACGCCAGUGAGUUCCCUUCUGUCGCUGAGGGAUUUGUCUCAGAAGAUGGAGUGCAGUUGGUAAGGGGAAGAGUUCUUGGAGGUGAUACAGCCAUCAACGCUGGCUUCUACAGCAGGGCGAGCUUUGACUAUAUCCGGAAGAUGAAGUGGGAUGAGAAGCUUGUAAAUGAGUCCUAUGAAUGGGUUGAGAAAAAGAAUGCUUUCAAACCAAACAAGCUUUUUCGGUGGAGUUCUGCUGUGAGGGAUGCACAGUUGGAAGCUGGAGUGCUUCCUUACAAUGGCUAUACUUUGGAUCAUUUGGAGGGCACCAAGAUUAGUGCUUCAACCAUUGACAACGAUGGGAGGAGACACACAGCUGCAGAUCUUCUGCAAUAUGCAAAUCCAGAUAACAUUGUAGUUCUUCUCAAUGCUACUGCCAGUAGAUUGCUCUUCAACUCCUCAUCAGGAAAAGUGAAGGUUACUGGUGUCGACUUUAUGAGUAGUGUUGAUGGUCACUCUUAUCAAGUAUUAAUCAAUCAAUUUUCACAUAGCAGUGAGGUAAUUUUGUCAGCAGGAAGUAUAGGUAGUCCCCAACUCCUCCUCUUAAGUGGAAUUGGCCCGUCACAACAACUUAAAGAGUUAAAUGUUUCUGUACUUCUAGAUUUGAAAUUUGUAGGAAAAGAGAUUCAAGAUCCACCGCGUGCAACAUUCACCAUUGCAUCCCCUAAACCACUUGAAUUCGCUCAAAUACAAGUAGUCGGUAUAGUAGACAAUUCACAAGUAUACAUUGAGUCUGCUAGCUAUUUCCUACAAGAAAAUGCAACCUAUGAAUAUCUAGGAAUUACUGCUAUCAAGGUGGCUUUUCCCUUAUCAAGGGGUGAGCUACGACUUAGAACUGCAAACCCUCAAGAUACUCCCUUUGUAAGGUAUAACUAUUAUUCUAAUUCAUAUGAUCUACAAGAAUGCAUAUUUGGUGUGAAGCUAAUGUCAAAUCUUAGCAAAACAACUUCUUUUCAAAAAUUUGCAAUUAAAGGUAGUGGAAACUCUAGUGUCCUUCACUUUAUUGGGUCAACAUUACCUCAAAAUCAAUCAGAUAGUAAAGCCUUUGCCAAGUUUUGUAGAGAUACACUGACAACAUUUUGGCACUACCAUGGAGGGUGUCAAAUUGAUUUAGUGAUCGACAAAAGGCAUCAUGUAAAAGGUGUUGACAAUCUAAGGGUUGUGGACAAUUCAAUUUUCAAGGACAGUCCGGGAACAAAUCCACAAGCCACUACCAUGAUGCUUGGAAGGUAUGUAGGAGUUCAUAUUCUUCAAGAGCGUGUCAACAAUUGA
Molecule: messenger RNA, 1500 nt
Organism: Cryptomeria japonica (Japanese cedar)
Lineage: Eukaryota; Viridiplantae; Streptophyta; Pinopsida; Cupressales; Cupressaceae
Product: (R)-mandelonitrile lyase-like
Exons: 3
Coding region: 1-1500 (499 amino acids)
Molecular function (GO): oxidoreductase activity, acting on CH-OH group of donors; flavin adenine dinucleotide binding
Source: RefSeq, a predicted model, not a curated record